AUGGAUCAUUCAACAAUGGACCAUUCUUCUCAUGGAUCAGGUAGCAUGAGCGACAUGGGUGGAAUGAAUAUGGACAUGUCUUCUAUGACUAUGGGUACUUUCCAUUGGUCUUCUACUGGUGAUGCUUUAUGGUUUGAUGCUUGGAUGCCCAAAUCAGAACCUGCUUAUAUUGGUGCAUGUAUUGGUUUAUUUGUAUUUGCUGUGGUAUCUCGUGGAUUAUUAGCUUUGGAAGUCUAUUUCGUGUCAUGGCGCGCAAGAAGAUUUGAAUCUAUUCAUCAAGCUAAUCAUAUCUCUAUGUCACAGACACAAUUGAAAGACCAAACUUCAACUUCUUCUCAAUCAUUGACAAAUAAGGAUUACCCUACAGAACUUGGAUUACCAUUGGUUCCUCCUUUCUCAUGGAUCACUGAUCCUAUUCGUAGUUUCUUGACCACCUUCUCAUCCUUUGUAAGCUAUCUUCUCAUGUUAGUGGUGAUGACUGGAAAUGGUGGCUUCUUUAUUGUUGUCAUUGUUGGUAUCUUUGUUGGUGAAAUUGCUUUUGGUCGAUUCCGAUCCAUUGGUGGUAUGAAAGGCGGUGAACAUGAUCAUUAA
Halteromyces radiatus is the source of this 591-nucleotide messenger RNA. RefSeq names its product Ctr copper transporter family-domain-containing protein. NCBI's taxonomy places the organism in Eukaryota, Fungi, Mucoromycota, Mucoromycetes, Mucorales, Cunninghamellaceae. Gene Ontology annotation, molecular function: copper ion transmembrane transporter activity. The record is from RefSeq and is a predicted model, not a curated record. The transcript is spliced from 2 exons. The coding region runs from base 1 to 591 and encodes 196 amino acids. Gene Ontology annotation, cellular component: plasma membrane. Gene Ontology annotation, biological process: intracellular copper ion homeostasis; copper ion transmembrane transport.